Messenger RNA from Aspergillus novofumigatus IBT 16806, 1086 nucleotides. RefSeq lists its product as uncharacterized. The record is from RefSeq and is a predicted model, not a curated record. Bases 1 to 1086 code for a protein of 361 amino acids. NCBI's taxonomy places the organism in Eukaryota, Fungi, Ascomycota, Eurotiomycetes, Eurotiales, Aspergillaceae. The transcript has 2 exons.
AUGGCACCGGCUGUCUCUCAUACACAGAUUGUCUGUAGCUCCAAGGCCUCGAACGCAAUCACCGUGAAUUCGCCAGCAGACGCUCGAGCUCAGCUAGAAUUAUUUCUGUGCAGCGAUCCCGAAACGAACUUGCUACUGAAGCUUUCGUGGGCCAACCUCAACAGCCAACCAGUUCGUCAAAUAUUGAGGGCCGUGAGGCGAAAGUAUCGAGUCGAAUAUGACCCGGACUAUGAGGUGCUGAAGGUUAAAGCAAUGCCCUCUCCGCUCCAUAACGCUCUGAGCGAAUGUAUGGCGCUAUCUUUGGCGAAGGCCAAUGUUACUGUCCUAACCCCCGACGAGAUCAUGCGCAUUCUGAUACUCGCUAAAAACCGUCAUCUAUCUCGAUCACCUACACUCAGCCCUGGGAAGAAGCCUGUAGCUUGGAUAAAGGAACCUGACUUCACCAUCUGCUUCAAAGAACUUGGACAUAAGGCUGUAAUACGAGUUGUCUUUGAGAUUGGGUUCACAGAAUCCUACUCCGACUUGUUACGUGACGCCUCCCAGUGGCUAUUGCGGUCUGGCGGUGAGGUGAAGCUGGCGAUUAUCAUCAAAAUAGAUGAGGACAAACGUCAGCUCCACUGUCGUCAGAGAACGGAAGAGUUUACCUCCGGUCUCAGUGACCUUAUCAGCAAAUACGGAGACGCGGAGUCUAGACACUGUCAUAACAUCGAAGCAAAAGGUCCUGUUCUUGAGUCGUCGUAUCAUUUAUAUGAGGCGAUACAAUCGGAAAUCACUGCGUCUGAUUGGGUGGGCCAGAUCUCUGCAUACCUGGAGAUGUGGGAGAUGAACGGAGGAAGACCUGCUUUGAGAGGAUCACGAAUUGAUAUCCUUCCAACCCCCAGCAAUCCCCGAGACCCAGAAAUCAGAAUCACGGACCUGAUACCAGAAGAUCGCAGAACGCUGUUUACAGAUCCUGAUGAAUCAAAGACAAUCAAACUGGACAUGAGUUUCUAUCGCGAAGCUUUGAACCUAGCUAUGCCCGAUACUGCGUUUACCAGAGCUGUUAAAGUUAUCCGGCCACUUGAUAAAGGACGAGAAGGAGCCUGA